AACCCUGCUUUCUCCAUGGCUCUGCUUUGGGCCAGCUGGUCACUCCUGGUUGCCAUGGAGAAUUAAAGUCACAGUGCGGAUUAUUAUUCCUCGCAGCCUUUGGCUCCGAGUUUAAUGAAAGGCGCAGAUAUUCUGGACGGACUGGUUUCUGUGCUUCCUGGAUUAUACCGGAAGUAGCAGCGCGUGGCGAUUGUGAUCGAGGCUCGCGUCCGCUUCAGAGGCGCAUGGACGCCCACAGCUCAGCCUCCAUCCUGCAGGGCUGACGGAGCAGCAGCAGCAGCAGCAUGAUGCCGUCUGAGGUGGAGUACAGCCCGGUGGGAGAGGGGCUGGGCAUGCGGGACUUCUGGCUCUAUGCGUGGCUCCGCAGAGCGGCUCUGAUCUUGGCUCAUCUCAGCGGCCUGGGCCUCAGCCUCAGCAUCUCGGUUCUGUCCAGACCAGGAACCAGUCUUUUUUCUUGGCAUCCAGUGAGCAUGUCUGUCGCAUACUGCUUGUGUAUGACUGAAGGGAUCCUGCUCUUCUCCGCUGAGGGAACCAUCUUCUGCCUGAAGUCCCGGAAGAGUAAAGUCCGUUUCCACUGGUUGUGUCAGGCGCUGGCCCUGGUAGCCGCCGCCGUCGGCCUGGGCUUCAUAGUGGCCAGUAAGAACGUCUCUGAGCUGCCCCACCUGGUGUCGUGGCACAGCCUGCUGGGGUCCUGCACGCUGGCUGCCUCCCUGCUUCAAGCAGCCUGCGGCGUCUGCCUCAUCUUCCACAAGCAGCUGCGGCUCUCCGCCUCCCUGGCCAGACUCAAGCUGUACCACGCCACCUGCGGCCUGCUGGUCUACCUGCUGGCCACCGUGACGGUCAUGUUGGCCAUGUUCUCAGACUGGUUCCAGGCCACGGUGAGGGGGGGAGUGUGGUGGGUUCUGGUCAUGCUGCCGCUCAUCCCUGCUCUGGUGGCGAUGAACCAGAUCACCAACGCCUACCUGCCUCGCAAGAAGCUGAGCAGCUAGCCUCGGCCUGGUCAACAUUCACUGUCCAUCAGACGACUCAACUACCUGAAGAGUUUUUAAUUUAAACGUAAAAUUUUGUUUCUAAAGCUUUGAUGAGAACAGUUUCUUACUUCUUUCCGUCCUGUUUUACCAAGUCCACACAGACGCCAACUAGGGGUGAACGGGGCAAAUGCAGUACGGAGCAUCAGAUGGAGACCUGAAUGUGUGCAGCAACUUAAAUAGUGGAAGAUGAAGCUAAAAGUAUUUCCUCUCUAUGAGGAUCAGCUGCUGCAAUAAAGAUGCUGAGGAUGACUUUAAACCUGUUAGGGGCAUUCUUUAGAUUAACUGGCCUAUUUAAUAUAAAACAGGUGCUGUGCUGUGGGAAAAAAAAAAAAACGCUUUUGAAUUCGAUGCCUGGUAGUGGAACAAGAGAUUGAAGUAAAUAAAUUAACAAACUGAUGAGCAGCAGCUGCAGAGGAUCCAAGAGAGGAUUUCCUCCAGAAUCAGAGCUGGUGGAGCGUCUUUUAAUUUCCCUACUUUAUAAAGCCCUGCUGCUUUAUAAAGAUCAGCUGCUUUAUAAAGAUCAGUUGUUUAUAGAGAUCAGCUGCUUUAUAAAGAUCAGUGUUUAUAGAGAUCAGCUGCUUUAUAAAGAUCAGUUGUUUAUAAAGAUCAGCUGCUUUAUAAAGAUCAGUUGUUUAUAAAGAUCAGCUGCUUUAUAAAGAUCAGUUGUUUAUAGAGAUCAGCUGCUUUAUAAAGAUCAGUUGUUUA
This is a messenger RNA of Cyprinodon tularosa, 1736 nucleotides long. RefSeq names its product cytochrome b561 domain-containing protein 1 (gene cyb561d1). Bases 285 to 989 code for a protein of 234 amino acids. The record is from RefSeq and is a predicted model, not a curated record. Lineage: Eukaryota; Metazoa; Chordata; Actinopteri; Cyprinodontiformes; Cyprinodontidae. The transcript is spliced from 3 exons. Gene Ontology annotation, molecular function: transmembrane monodehydroascorbate reductase activity.